Messenger RNA from Xenopus laevis (African clawed frog), 3290 nucleotides. RefSeq names its product citrate synthase lysine methyltransferase L homeolog (gene cskmt.L). Gene Ontology annotation, molecular function: S-adenosylmethionine-dependent methyltransferase activity; DNA binding. Bases 145 to 2373 code for a protein of 742 amino acids. The transcript is spliced from 2 exons. Gene Ontology annotation, cellular component: mitochondrion. The record is from RefSeq and is a predicted model, not a curated record. Lineage: Eukaryota; Metazoa; Chordata; Amphibia; Anura; Pipidae.
GUCACCUUCCCCCUCCUCUUCCAUGUGAGAUCUCAGCAACACUCUCCACUCACACAGAAAUCUAAACAGAGCAGGAGAAAAGAAACCCUCCUUCACCCAUCCCUCUCCCUGAACCAGCAUGAAAAAACCUAUUAAUUGCUUUGAAUGCAGCCUCCCUCACAUGCUAAAGAAUGCAGGAAACUAACUUCCGGUUUUAACCAGAAACAAAGCAGUCGUCACAUCACCUUUUUGUUUUUGCUGUGCCCUAUAUGUUCAAGAUUUCAACACAAGAUGCCAAGCUGCAUUGUUAAAGGAUGCCCACACAGAACCGGGCAAAAAGAUAAAUUCCCAAAUGUCACUCUCCAUAAUUUUCCUAAAACUAUUCCCAAGAUUAAAAAUUGGCUUUGGCAAACCGGACAAUAUGGUGAGGACAGUGAUGCCAUUGCGGAAGAAAUUCUACAAGGACUGAAGACUUGUCGCCAUAGAAUGUGCUCAAUGCAUUUUAGUGAGAAUUGCUUUAUUACGCUAGGAUCUAAAAGGGUAUUGACACGAAAUGCUGUACCCACUAUUUUCAAGCCUCAAACUACACCCGCAAUUCUUGCUGCUCAAGAGCCUGGGCCAAAUUUUCCACCUAAAAAGAGAAAAAGAGUGGAAAAUGUAGGAAAACCUACUACCAUGUUGAGAGUAGUACGUCUAGUUUCAAGCCUAGUAACUGUGGGAACACAAACAGACUCCAUAAGUAAUAAUAAUGCCACCACUACUGAUUGCUAUAAAUGUGGUAUUGGUAUAUUCUGUGGAAAGAAACAACCAUGUUUUCCUAAAGGUAGUGCAGUGCAAUCUGUCAGUUCUUUGGAGGCAGAUCCUUGCUUGAUUAAAAGAGAUCACUCCUACCCAGUUACAUUUUCUGUGCCAGUGAAAUCAACAUCUGAACUGGACUCUGAACUGGAAACCACCAAACAGAUGGCUAUUACCAAACAACUGUCCACUUUAAGUGAGCAAAAAGAGAAUAUCCAUCAACGCAAGUUUAUUGUUUUUGAGGAAAUGCUGGACAGCUUAUUAUAUUUGGUGAAAUGUCAGCACAACAGCAAUUCUCCUUGCCAGUCACCUAUUAUAGAAAUAAAAAAGAAAAUAGAUGGAACAAUGCUAGAAAUACAUUUAUCCUGCAUGGCUGGUCAUGACUCUUUAGUCUGGAAAAGUCAACCUUUGACAGGACAAAUUUCGAUUGGCAAUCUUGCUGUUGCCAGUGCCAUACUUCUCAGUGGAUCUUCUUUCACAAAAGUAGACCAAAUGUUUAAACUUUUGUCUAUACCGUUGUUCUCUCACACAACAUACUACACAUACCAGAAAAGAUAUCUUUUUCCAGCGAUUGAUAUUGCUUGGAAAAAUGAACAGGAAGCCGUAAAAAACGAUAUGGCCGGAAAUUCAGUGGUGUUAGCAAGUGAUGCUCAGGUUGAUAGUCCUGGCCACAGUGCGAAGUAUUGCACGUACACAAUGAUGGAUGUCAUGACUAAGAAAAUUGUGAGUUAUAAGAUCGACAAAGUGGCACCAGGCAAGUCAUUGGCAGCAGUGGAGAAAAGUCUACUUGAAUCAUGCCUUGCCAACUUGUUGUCAGAAGGUAUCCGUAUCAAAGUGAUAGCAACUGAUCAGAACGUUAGAAUCAGUAAAAUGAUGGCAACAAAAUAUCCCAGUAUAAAUCAUCAAUUCGAUGUGUGGCGCAUUGGCAAGAGUUUAGCAAAAAAUCUUACAGCUGCAAGUAAAAAAAGAAAAUGCAAGGACAUCGGCCAGUGGAUUUCACCAAUAACGAAUCACCUUUGGUGGUGCUCGCAAACUUGUGAUCAGAAUGUGGAUUUGUUGUUGGAAAAAUGGCAAUCACUUCUUUAUCACAUAGCAAACAAACACAGCUUUCAUAAUCUUAAGAACUACAGAAAAUGUCAACACAAACCACUUUCGCCGCAGGAACAAGAGACAAGAAAAUGGAUCACUGCAGGACAUCCAGCUUACAGCAGCCUAGUUUGCAUUCUUACUGACCCGGCAUUUAUAAAAGACAUCUCCAACACUGACAAAUUUUGUCAUACAAGAUGCUUGAAAAACUUUCACAGCAAAAUUUUGAAAUACAGACCUAGACGAAUAUUGUUUAGGAGGGAUUCUGUGCAUGCCCGUACAAUGCUUGCCGUUUUAUCCCACAACAAAAACGUGAACAGACCGCAAGCUACCAUACUUGUGCCUAAAAUAACACCGCUAGCUUACAGUGAGAAACCAUCCAAAAUUGUGUUCCCUACACAAAAAAGCGAGUGGUUAACAAAACCAGUUUAUGAGAGUGGGACAGAUGACCAUCUCUUUGACAUCAUGUCAGAUGCAACAAAAAUUGUAAAAGGUUACCUAAUUCACAGGUGACAGUCAAAAACCUCUAAGGUGGUGGUCAGCAUUGAAUGAAUUGAGAGACCAGAAAAUAACAAUUUUGCUUAAUAUAUAUGAACUUUUGGCAGGAAUUAACAGGUCAAUGUCUGUAAUAGAAACCCCAGGGUCAUUGAAAAUCUAGUUCUACACACAAAGAGCAGUGUCUGGAGAUGCAGUCUAUAAUUCUCUUUAUUACAGGUCUCCCAAUGCAGUCUUCUUCUCCUUCCAAUCCCUAACUUGCACGUGACUCCUCCGCCAACAUACCAGCACCUUUAGAUUCGAUCGCAGCCUAAUGCAGUCAGCCCUCUAGGAUCAGCUCCAGAGGCCUGGAGUUCUUGGCACAAUGGCAUGCUUCAUGCAGUGGGCAGAGUGCAAAAAAAGGCAGACUUUUUGCACUUUGCACACUGCAUGGGACAUUGUGAAUGCACCCUACAUUUUCUUAUUUACUGUGUAAACAACCAUAACAUAACUUUAUCUAAAUAAUCUUCGAUGUCCAGUUCAUGUGGCUUUAAUUUAUGUAAAUUCUGUUUUUGUGAAUUGAAUUAAUCAAUGCUUUUUAUAGUAUAUUCCAAAACAGGUUGAAUAACAAUGAAGUAUUUUUGAUGUGACUGUAAAAAAAUCUAAUUGUGUAGUUAAACAAUUACUAAAAAAUGAACUUACAUUUAGGCUUAUAGCUAAUACUAUCAUAAUGCUACAGAUAAUAGCAUUAAUUACCACAUUAUGUAGUCAAAAUUGUUGAAUUUCUUUUUGAGACUUCUUUAUUUCUGAUAUGCUAGAACAGUAUGAGAAGGUAUUAUUAUUCCAAAACAGUGGACCACUGGUAAUUACCCUGUUUAUUGCUAUAAAAUGUAUUUUUCUUCAUUCUUAAUAAAAAUGUGUAAUCCUACAAAGUGAAUAAAGUACAGGUACUUAAU